GUCUGUUUUUAUCCUUAUGUCGCCUCUUUAGGUUUUAAAAAUGACUUUUAACUUUCGAAACGUCUCCCCUCCGCUCUGACUCUGGUUCUUCGCCGAGUUUCAGCCGAACAGCUGCUGUUUUUAUCCGUCAUUCGGCGGAGCGGGAAGUUUGAACGCUUGUGUUAGCAUGCGAGCUAACAGCUAGCUGGCUUUAAAUCAACUUUAUUGACAGUCAUGUUGUCUCAGCGCGGCUCCGGUUCUUUCUCCGGUCCCGGCAGUCCGGACCAGUCCGCCUGCGGCUCGGACACCGGGAGCGUUUUAAUCCGCUCCACCCGGCCUCUUCCCCGGGGACACGGAGCCGGACCCGGGUCCGUCCAGAUCACCAUCCAGAAGCUGCGGGAGCCUCCCCGGGUCCAGCCUCCUUUGAGCGGCCAGCAGCGGCAGAAGCUCCGACACCGGCCGGACACCGGUGCUCCGCCGCCGCCGGCAGCAGCAGACCCUGAGCCCGGUCACGACCUCCUGACGUCACGCUUCACAGCUGGAGGUCGAGGCAUCGUGUUGGCAGCUCUGAAACAACGCGCUCACAGCGCCCCCCACAGGAGGGAGGUCCGAGUCCAGCUGUUGCCCCUCCAGACAAACACAACAAGCUCUCAGGACGCUGCUGCUCCGAGUUCCCAGGAUGCAGCAGGUGUGUCGGGGAUCCACGAGGGGGUGGAGCUUCCCUCUGGUCGUCUUGGAGACGCCAGCAGUGCAGCAGCUUCUGCAGCUUCUGCAGCUGUUGCUGCUGCUGCAGCUCCACUCAUCAAGGCUCAGUCGGACAUGGAGGCUCGAGUGUCUCAGCUGGCAGACGGAGUUCAGAAGCUGCUGCAGGCCGACAGGGACGGCGAGGGAAGGGGUCGGAGCCUGAACCAGCAGACGCUGCUGCAGCUGGAGACGCUGCAGAACCAACAGCUGCAGCUGCAGAGUCAGCUGCUGGAGUCUGCCCUCAGGAUAGUGACAGGCCACGCCCCCCCGGCCUCUGACCUCACAGCCUCAGGUCGGCCCGCCCACCUGCAGGUCACACACCUGGAUGCUGCAGCAAACGGCCGGAGCUCCUCGGCAACCGCAGCCUCUUCUGCCGCCACUGCUGCCGUGGAAACCGUGCCAGUUGCCAUGGAAACGUGCCGCCGUGACCGAUGGCCAGAGCAAACCAGGGACGAGCGGUAUCUCCAACAUGCUCCAAGCGUUUCAACGGCUGACAGAAUUCUCCUGCAGUCUUCAGCCAAUCACAGCCAGGAGGCAGCGAGGAAAGCCAAUGAGGUGCUGAGGGAGAUGGGACGUCUGAAGGCUGAGAUGAAGAUGCUGCUGACGCAGCCAGAAGACUCUCUGAAAACUCUGACACCUGCACCGGAUCAUCACCAGAUCCAACAGAACCAGCAUCUGACCCAGCUACACCAGUCCCAACAAAACCAAUCCCAUCAAAACCAGUCCCAAACUAAGAAACUCCAGCAAAACCAGUCCCAGCUAUCCCAGUCCCUUCAAAAUCGAUCAAAACAAAACCAAUCCCAACAACAAUCCAAACAAUCCCUUUCUCAGUCCCAACAAAACCAGUCCCAGUCCCAUCUAAACCAGUCCCAACAAAGUAAAUCCAAAGAAAACCAGUCUCAGUCCCAGCUAUCCCAGUGCCAUCAAAACUUGUCUCAUCAAAACCAGUCCCAACAAACCAGUUCCCAAGACAACCCCUUCACUUAUAAACCUUCCCAUUUCCAACUAAACCAGUCUCAGGCCCAGAAAUCCCAGUCACAGCAAAAACAGUCAGAACAAAACCAGUCUCACAAUUCCCAAGGAAACCACGUCCUGUAUGAACCUCCUGAGUUCCGUCAGUCUCACCAGCACAUGUACCGACAAAACCAGUCCCAGUCCCAUCCCCUGUUCCAUCAAAUUCAGCCACAGCAACAUCAGACCCAUCAAACCCAGUCCCAGCAGUUCCAGUCUGUACUGGUCCAGAGGAAGCCUGUGGUUCCGUCCACAUUGGAGGAGGCUGGUCAGGUUCUCCGUCAGGUUCGCAGACAGAAGAAAGUUAUGGAGGAGAACCUGGAAGCACUGCUGAGAGCCAAAACUGGAGAAGUCCUGCACUGCCAGCUGGAAGCACUGGCUGCUAACAGAGACUGGACUGAGGAGGUUCGGAUCAAGAAGACGGUGGACGCCUGGAUCAACACUUUAACCAGAGACAUCCAGGCUGAGAUGUCCUCAGAGGAUGCCGCCCGAUGCAGAGCCGCAGACGCUGCUGUGACAUCACAGAGCUCCGCCCACCCAGGAAGGACGAAGCCACUGAGCGUGCCCAGAACAGCAGCGAGUAGGCCGGCAGCAGGGAGGGGAAGCAGAGGACGGACGUCUGGACACAGAACGCAGCAGCAGGGGGCGGAGCCUGACGCAACCCCAGGUAGACUGACGGACAGCGAGCAGGUGGACGGAGAGUCGUACCUGAACCGUCUGUACGGCAGAGCACCGUACGAAGGCCUGAGGCGAACCCUGAAGAAGAGUCCGUACCUUCGCCUCAACUCACCUGCCUCGCCGCUCGGCAAGAAGCCCCGCCCCCGACUGGUGGAGAGUGUCAGAGGCGUGAAGCUGAAGUCCUGCAAGACUCAGACCAGUCUGGCCCCGCCCCUCAACAUGGCUCCACCCCUCAACCUAUCACCUGUGCGACAUCACCAUGUCUUCAGCUCCUCCCACCUGACCUCAGGUGACCCCGCUGACCUCCCUGUGACCCCUGCAGACAGUCAGCCUGUUGCCGUGGCGAUCCCACUGGGUCGUCCGAGGAUUGACUCCUCCAGACGUCCACCGACGGUGACAUCACCGCCUGCCCCGCCCCCCAAGGCUGCUGUGGUCACCGCGGAUGACGGCUCACCUGAACAGCAACAGAAGCAGCAGCUGGAUGCAGACGAAGCUCCGCCUCCUCCUCUUCCUCCGUCACACACCAUCAACAUCAUUGAGAGGAAGAGCGACGAAGAAGAAGAAGAAGAAGAAGAAGAGGAGGAGAACGUCUUCCCUGGAACAGACUUCCUCUCUGUUGCUGAUGUUGUUCAGGAGCCGAGUGUGGAGGCUGAGGAGGAGGUUCUGUUGGAUGGAGGUCCGUCUCCUCCUCCGGUCCUCUACCAGGGUCCGGCCUUCCCUCCCCAGGCUCGCUCCGCCCUCCCUGCCCAGGAUCAGGUGUCCGUCCCGGGCAUCGAGCAGCAGCGUGACGCCCUGGAGACCCGGCUGGUGGAAUGGGUGGAACAGCAGCUGAUGUCCAGGAUCAUCGCUGAUAUGUACCGCCCCCUGCCGCCUGACCCCGCCCACAACCAGCACACAGACCAAUCCGAGCUCGAGGAGCGCAGCGUCACUUCUGACAUCGUGGAGGCAGCAGGAGGUGGAGGUCUGCAGCUGUUUGUCGACUCCAACACGCCGGUGGAUUCAGAGUUAAUCAGGCAGCUGGUUAACGAGGUUCUGACUGAGACUGUUGCACUGAUGCUGGGUCAGAGAGACACGCUGGAUACUGGACCAGAACCAGAACCAGGACCUGCAGCACCUCAGCAGGACAAACUGGUUCCACUGGUGCCCACACCAGUACCGACUCCACCGCCCAGUCCGACCAAGCCCAGCAGAGACACUGCACUUGUGACCACGCCCCCUCCGUCAGAACCAACCAGCCCGCUGAGCGAGGAGCCUCCUCAGCCAAUCACAACACCGGAGCCAGUGGCCACGCCCACUCCCAGCCCAGAGCCCGCCCCCUCUGCAGGAAGCCCACCUGCUGUUGAGGCCCCGCCCUCUCUCACCUGGGGAGACGCUGAGCUGCCAUUGGACGAGGAGAGACCAGAGGAACACCUGGACACACACAAGCAGCAGCUGUACGAACGCACACACGUGUUCACUGAAACUUCAACAUAUUAUCAGACAUUAAGACUUUCUCCUCCUGCAGGCUGA
Messenger RNA from Stegastes partitus (bicolor damselfish), 3921 nucleotides. RefSeq names its product KIAA0586 ortholog. The record is from RefSeq and is a predicted model, not a curated record. Lineage: Eukaryota; Metazoa; Chordata; Actinopteri; Pomacentridae. The transcript is spliced from 20 exons. Gene Ontology annotation, cellular component: ciliary basal body; centriole. The coding region runs from base 214 to 3921 and encodes 1235 amino acids. Gene Ontology annotation, biological process: smoothened signaling pathway.